This is a messenger RNA of Condylostylus longicornis, 771 nucleotides long. Its product is annotated as chromobox protein homolog 5-like. Gene Ontology annotation, molecular function: chromatin binding. The transcript has 3 exons. The coding region runs from base 101 to 499 and encodes 132 amino acids. Gene Ontology annotation, biological process: negative regulation of transcription by RNA polymerase II; chromatin organization. Gene Ontology annotation, cellular component: nucleus; pericentric heterochromatin. The record is from RefSeq and is a predicted model, not a curated record. Lineage: Eukaryota; Metazoa; Arthropoda; Insecta; Diptera; Dolichopodidae.
AUUGGCGUUCGAAUAUUUUUAUAAUUUUUAUUUCUGAAAAUUUUACAUUUCAAGUAAUUCAUUUCGGUAAAUAUUAAAAAAAACUGAAAUUUCUUUGAAAAUGAUGGAAGGUGAAUAUUUAGUUGAAAAAAUUCAAGGAAGAAGAGUGAGACAUGGUAUUGUUGAGUAUUAUAUAAAAUGGGAUGGAUACAGUAAAGAUGAAAAUACCUGGGAACCUAGGGAAAAUAUACAUGAAAGUUUGAUUGAACAAUUUGAAAAAUCGCUAAUUAAAAAACAAGAAAAAAAUAAAUAUCCGAAAUUGAAGAAACUUAAUGGUUUUGAAAGAGGGCUGGUACCAGAUGAGAUAAUAGGAGCAACUAAUGCUUGUGGGCCUUUAUUAUUUUUAAUGAAAUGGAAAAAAACUGAUGAAAUACAUCUAGUUCUAGCAAAAGAAGCAAAUAUUAAGUGUCCGCAAGUUGUCAUUCAGUUUUAUGAAAAACACUUAAAAUUUUCUUCAUAAAUUUUAUAAGUUUCCUUUUUUAUAAUUGCAUUACUUUUAACUAACACAGUUUAGUUUUUAUUAGCAGGCAUUUAUUUCAACAAGAUAUGUAUAUAACUUAAACAUUAAAAAUACUAAUUUUUGUUAAAAAGUUACUGUUUUUACAUUAUUUUUAAUUUACGUAAGCAUUUAAAUUAAGUAAGCAUAAUUUACGUACAUGUGCUAGUUCCGAUAUAUGUACAUAAUACGUAUGUAUUAUUUUGCUUUAAAAAUUUAUUAAUUAGUCUAAUCAU